Molecule: messenger RNA, 753 nt
Organism: Rangifer tarandus platyrhynchus (Svalbard reindeer)
Lineage: Eukaryota; Metazoa; Chordata; Mammalia; Artiodactyla; Cervidae
Source: the annotation of a GenBank genome assembly
AUGUCCAUCUUCACCCCCACAAACCAGAUCCGCCUGACCAAUGUGGCGGUGGUACGGAUGAAGCGAGCCGGGAAGCGCUUCGAAAUUGCCUGCUACAAAAACAAGGUCGUGGGCUGGCGGAACGGCGUGGAAAAAGACCUUGAUGAAGUGCUACAGACCCACUCAGUGUUUGUAAAUGUCUCCAAAGGUCAGGUUGCAAAGAAGGAAGAUCUCAUCAGUGCGUUUGGAACAGAUGACCAGACUGAAAUCUGUAAGCAGAUUUUGACUAAAGGAGAGGUUCAAGUGUCAGAUAAGGAACGGCACACGCAGCUGGAGCAGAUGUUUAGGGACAUUGCAACUAUUGUGGCCGACAAAUGUGUGAACCCUGAAACAAAGAGACCAUACACCGUUAUCCUUAUUGAGAGAGCCAUGAAGGACAUCCACUAUUCAGUCAAACCCAACAAGAGCACGAAACAGCAGGCUUUGGAAGUGAUAAAGCAGUUAAAAGAGAAAAUGAAGAUAGAACGCGCUCACAUGAGACUUCGGUUCAUCCUUCCAGUAAAUGAAGAGAAGAAGCUGAAAGAAAAACUCAAGCCACUGAUCAAGGUUAUCGAAAGUGAAGACUACAGUCAACAGUUAGAAAUUGUGUGUCUCAUUGACCCCGGCUGCUUCAGAGAAAUCGAUGAGCUCAUAAAAAAGGAGACAAAGGGCAAGGACUCCUUGGAAGUACUCAACUUGAAAGACGUGGAAGAAGGAGACGAGAAAUUUGAGUGA